Messenger RNA from Closterium sp. NIES-67, 1108 nucleotides. Lineage: Eukaryota; Viridiplantae; Streptophyta; Zygnematophyceae; Desmidiales; Closteriaceae. The record is from the annotation of a GenBank genome assembly.
CUUGAGUGUUGUUCUCGUCACUCGUAGCAGCCAUGGCUUCCCCAAUGCGAUCUCUCGCGUCAGCCUUCAGUCGGCGCCUCGUCGGCCCGCAAGCGUCGGCUCUCUCGCUUCGAGGAGGCGCGGGAGCGCGCCUCGGCUUCGGACGUCCACCCGCCUCCGAGCUGCCAGAGAGCGACGAGCUCACGUGGUACGACGGCACGCCGAAUCCCGAGCCUGCUACAGACGCCAUCCUGCCGAACCUGCCGUCUAACACGGCGCUCCAAUGGCUGGCAGCAGGCCUCUCAGUGUUCGCCCUCGUUGGCCUCGCUGCAGUGGUCAACGACAAGCCCUCUCGGAUCCCAUGGGCCCCCCGGGAGUUCCCGUUCGAUGACGGCCUGCCUGAGUGCACCAAGGACCAGCUGCCCGCUUAAGAUGGCAGAUGCUAGCAUGAGGUUCGGUGCCACUGUGCCAGCCACUGUGAAGAUAGUGCUGUGCUGUAAUAACCUGACACCACCACUACUGUAGGACCACGCGUGCAUCACGACAGGAGGAACCACUGCUCUGUCGUAGCGGUCCGACCCAACACCAUUUGCCACCCUACAUGCCACUCCAAAUUUUCAAACCCCGCUCCAGCUUUGCACCAUAAGGCCGAUCUUCACUCUACUGUUUGGUUCAAUUCUGUUGGGAAUAUCUCAAUGACUUCAGCGUUUCUGAAGUAUAACACCACACUCGAGGAAGAUCGUAACGAGUACGCAAGUCAACGGAGGUUACACGAGGGGGUGGACAAAGAACACGAAAGGACUCGAAGGGUUGCUACCGGAGGUUGCGACUGACCGUUACAACUGCAAGAAUGGUAACCGAAGCGACAAUCGAGUCGCUGCGCGACUCGAUAACCGCCAUUCAACUGUAUUCUACAACUGCUUGUUUUUACUUUCUAUAUAUUGCUGUAUGCUUGGUUGCAACCGGAGGUUGCGACUGACCGUUACAACUGCAAGAAUGGUAACCGAAGCGACAAUCGAGUCGCUGCGCGACUCGAUAACCGCCAUUCAACUGUAUUCUACAACUGCUUGUUUUUACUUUCUAUAUAUUGCUGUAUGCUUGUUCACUUUAAUCAAUCACUUGUUCUCAU